This is a messenger RNA of Trichosurus vulpecula (common brushtail), 1930 nucleotides long. RefSeq names its product ELL-associated factor 1-like. The transcript has a single exon. Lineage: Eukaryota; Metazoa; Chordata; Mammalia; Diprotodontia; Phalangeridae. Gene Ontology annotation, cellular component: super elongation complex. The record is from RefSeq and is a predicted model, not a curated record. Bases 482 to 1354 code for a protein of 290 amino acids. Gene Ontology annotation, molecular function: transcription elongation factor activity. Gene Ontology annotation, biological process: regulation of transcription elongation by RNA polymerase II; positive regulation of DNA-templated transcription.
AAUACCAAAGUUUAAUGCGUGUGUGGGUGAUGGGGUGGGAGCACUUUGGGGAAAGAGAUGAUGAUUGGGCCUUUUCCUUGCCCUGUUUCCUUCCCACAACAUCAGAAAAGUGAUGGUCCUGAAACUUGGAAAUGAGAUGGCUUCUUGCUAAAUGACACACUUAGGUGGGAUAAGUAGAGACCUUUGCAAGUUCUGAGAGGAAGGCAAAGUGUUUUCUUCCCGAGAGGAUGAUGCUGGAUUGCGGGAUUAGAAGAAAGGGGAGAAGUCAGAGGCCGAGCAGAGCCCGGAAGCCUCCUGCAGACCGGAGGCCCCCUCUUGGGGGUGGAGUAGAGGGAGGGGUUAGACAGAGGAGAACACCUUAAAAGGCCUCCACAGUUCCAGGCUACCAUCUGCUGCUACCAGAGCUCCAGGGGAAGAGCAACAUUCUCUGUGCUCUCCUGAAGGGAUUAUCUCAGAAAGAAGGAAGCAGACGCCUAGGAACAUGGAUGCAGGAGCCAGCUUGGAAAACGGCGGGCGCAGGGGUCGGACCUGGCGCUGUCUGGAGGCCGCUUCCCCAGGCGGUAAAGGGGCCGGGAAGCACACCGCGAACCUGCUGCUGGACCGCGAGCCGCACGUCCUGAAGCUGGGCGAGAGCUUCGCCAAGAGGCCCAAGUCCCUCUACCACACCAUCCGCUAUGAUGUGAAACCAGAAGCCACAGGCACUUCAGGUGAUGGAGAACUCCAGCUUGGAAAAGGAGAUGAAGUCACAAUUACGCUACCACGCGUUGCUGGGUCGACGCCUGCGACGACUGUGUUCAAAGGCAACAAAAGACCAUAUGAGACAGACUGUGUUCUCAUCAUCAAUCACGACACUGGGGAAUACGUGCUGGAAAAACUCUGUAGCCGCAUCCAGGUCAAGAAGAUGAGAACCGAGGGAAGCGGCGGAAUCCAGGCGCGGAAGCAACAACAGCCCCCUGCUGGGGCACCAUUUCGAGCGCCAGUGAAAGCACCGGCUGGACCCAAAGCCCCUCCUGUGCAAGGCGACCUUUCAGCUGAACUCCAAUUGAAUGACUUUAAGAGACUGCUGAGAGCAGAGAUGGAAGUCCUGGAAGAGAGGAGCAGCGGCAGCGGGAGCAGCUCGUCCGACUCCGACAGCUCCCGGGACAGCGAAGGGGACGAGCCGGCCGCCCGGGCCGCCCCCUCCCAGCCUCCUCACCAGCACCUCAGUCCCAGAAACCCUGUGGCCAAGGGCCCCGGCCGGCCUCGGGGAAACCAGGAGCUGAUGGAUAUCCUGCGAAAUGACUUACGAUUGAGUGACUCUGGCAGUGACAGCGAUGACGAGCGGACGAGCUUCCUGCCUCCGUCUCUUUGCUAGGAGAUCACGUGGAGGCAGUGGGCCGCGAGCAGAAAGCUCACCACCAAGGAGAGCGCUAGGACAUUAGUGAGCCCUGAGGCGCUGCCACCAGCCCGAGCAGGAGGGCUCUCGUAUACAUUACGGCAAUGCCUUUGGACAAGCUUGACCUGCAUCUGCAGAAUCCAUAACUGGGGUGGUUUUGGUUAACGGGGUGGAUGGAAAGCAUGGACGGUUGGGGGGAGGGAGGAUUUUGGUUGUUCAGAGGCUGAACGGUAGACAUCCUUGGCUCUCACGACUUUGGACGUGUCAUCUUCAUUGACGAAGCAAAUGGCUUGGUCUGUGGCGCAAAAGGAGCACCCCCAAAGCGUGUUAAAGCCUCUUGGAAUUAUUGCCCACGUGAAAACAAAGGCUGCAGCCUGUCUUGUCUAAUUAGGUCUGACCUGAUAGGCCAGUGAAGACAGAGGUAGGCAUAGACUCAGAAGUACAAAAUACAUCGUGCACGAUACUGCAAGUGACUUUCUCUUUAUUUGAACUCAUGUUGAAAUGGCCAAGAAAGUGACGUGUGAUCAUCGAAACUAAUGGGAAUAAAGUCUAUCU